Messenger RNA from Pezoporus flaviventris, 3208 nucleotides. It is a transcript of the gene SCMH1, whose product is annotated as Scm polycomb group protein homolog 1. Gene Ontology annotation, molecular function: protein binding. Lineage: Eukaryota; Metazoa; Chordata; Aves; Psittaciformes; Psittacidae. The record is from RefSeq and is a predicted model, not a curated record. The transcript has 16 exons. Gene Ontology annotation, cellular component: nucleus. Bases 283 to 2367 code for a protein of 694 amino acids. Gene Ontology annotation, biological process: regulation of DNA-templated transcription.
CCCGAGCGAGGCGGCGGGGCCGUCCCGAGCGGCAGGGGGCGGCGCGGUGCCGCUCCCGCCUUCCCUGCGCGUCGGAAACAUGGCGGCGGCGAGGGACUGAGCAGCGGCCGCGCAGGUUUUGAUAUGCCGCAGUGUUUGGACUGACUUUGGUGGCCUGUAGGAGUGAUGGGGAACUAGAGCCCAUGACAGUUCAGAGGAGCCCCUGGCACUUUUGAGAUCUCGACAUCUUCAGUUAUCCAAAAGGCAGCCAGUCCCAGGGUAAGGACAGCAGCAGGUGAUAGAAUGCGGAAACCAGGCCCUCAAAAAGCCAUAGACUGGAAAGAUGGUAAAAAGCACAAGUACGGCCGCCCAUCAGAGUCCCCCUCCCAGUACCAAGGUCACUUCACCUGGGAGAAAUACCUGAAAGAAACAUGUGCCAUCCCAGCUCCCGCCCAUUGCUUCAAGCAGUCAUACACUCCACCUGCAAAUGAAUUCAAGAUCAGUAUGAAACUAGAAGCCCAGGACCCCCGGAACACCACGUCCACGUGCAUCGCCACAGUGGUGGGUCUGACGGGCGCACGCCUGCGCCUGCGCCUCGAUGGCAGUGAUAACAAGAAUGACUUCUGGAGGCUGGUGGACUCUGCUGAAAUCCAGCCCAUAGGAAACUGUGAGAAGAACGGAGGGAUGCUGCAGCCUCCACUGGGCUUUCGGCUGAAUGCCUCCUCUUGGCCCAUGUUCCUUCUGAAGACUCUGAAUGGAGCAGAGAUGGCUCCUGUCCGGAUUUUCCACAAGGAACCACCAUCUCCAUCCCAAAACUUCUUCAAGACAGGUAUGAAGCUGGAGGCAGUGGACAGGAAGAACCCUCACUUCAUCUGCCCGGCCACCAUUGGGGAGGUGAGAGGUUCUGAGGUCCUCAUAACAUUUGAUGGCUGGAGAGGUGCCUUCGAUUACUGGUGCCGAUAUGAUUCCCGGGACAUCUUUCCCGUAGGCUGGUGCUCGCUGACUGGAGAUAAUCUGCAGCCCCCUGGAACAAAAGUUGUGAUUCCAAAGAGCCCUUUACCUGCCUCCGAAGUAAACUCGGAGAAACCUAGCAUGCACAGUAGCACAAAGACUGGUUUGGGGCAUCAACAAGGGCAAAGGCGUCGCAAAACAGGGAAGAAGCGUGGUCGAACGACCAAAGCGCUAAUCCAUCACCCCAUGCCUACACCCUCCAAGUCAGUGGAGCCUUUGAAAUUCCCCAGAAAGAGAGGCCCCAAGCCUGGCAGUAAGAGGAAACCUAGGACAUUGCUGAAUCCAGCACCCACCUCUCCAACCACCAGUACCCCAGAACCAGACACAAGCACUGUGCCCCAGGACGCUGCUACAGUUCCCAGCUCUGCCAUGCAGGCUCCCACAGUUUGCAUUUACUUGAACAAGAACGGCAGCACUGGGCCCCACCUAGACAAGAAGAAAGUUCAGCAGCUGCCGGACCAUUUUGGACCUGCUCGAGCUUCUGUUGUCCUGCAGCAAGCAGUACAGGCCUGCAUUGAUUGUGCUUAUCAUCAGAAAACAGUCUUCUCCUUCUUAAAGCAAGGCCACGGUGGAGAGGUCAUCUCAGCUGUGUUUGAUCGGGAACAGCACACUCUGAACCUGCCAGCAGUAAACAGUAUCACCUACGUCCUCCGCUUCCUGGAGAAGCUCUGCCACAAUCUUCGCAGUGACAACCUCUUUGGGAACCAGCCUUUCACUCAGAACAGCCACAUGCAGCGCUCACACGAGUACGACCACGACAGGUAUCUACCAGACAGAAGCAGUUCCUUAGACGGCACUCUGCAGGGACCAGGCCGGGGUACAAAGCGCUAUUCCCAAGACCCCCCUCCAUACAGUGCUCCUCUCUCCCCCAAGUUACCAAAGAAUGACCGUCACCCUUUGGAAGGUGAAACCUUUGUCCUGGGAGAUGGGCUCCCAGGGCCCUUGGAGCCUCGCCUGGACCCCAUGGACUCUGCCUUGAACUCUGUCAAUGCAUCCAGCCACAGCAGGAGCUCCAGAGACUAUCGCCUGCCAGGAUACAGGCACCUGCACCAACCCUCUAGCCUCAGCCAGGGCAGCUCCUCUGCCUUGCGUAGGCUUAGCUCUGGGGGCUCAGAGAGGUACCUGGGAGGCAGGGACGUGGCCCGGCCCGGCGGCCGCGAUCCCUCGUCCUGGACGGUGGAGGAGGUGAUGCAGUUCAUCCGGGAGGCGGAUCCGCAGCUGGGACCCCACGCGGAUCUCUUCCGGAAACAUGAGAUCGACGGGAAAGCCCUGCUCUUGCUGCGGAGUGACAUGAUGAUGAAGUACAUGGGGCUGAAGCUGGGCCCAGCCCUGAAGCUCACUUACCACAUCGACAAGCUAAAGCAAGGCAAGUUCUGAGAGGACGCUUGGCAGGACGGACCCUGGAAGCUCCGCUCCUGGCCACCCGCACCCGCGCUCGCCUGCCCACAGGUACCGCAUGCACUCACACCCAUCAGCGCCGACGGACACCUCGCUGACAGCCCGGCCCCGCCGCAGGCUCCAGCCCGCCCUGUGCCAGCGGGAGGAGGCUGGAGCACAGCUGGAGCACAGCUGGCCCCAGGGCUUCGCACCGGACUCGAGGCAUGGGCAUCCCGUUGGAAGCGGAGGGUCCAGUCCUGCUUCCCUGGGAUGGAGCCGCGGCGCUGGGCAGAGCCCAUGGGAACAGGGCUGUUGGCUCCCACCCCUCGGAGCAGCGCUGGGGCACUGGACUCCUUGUGCCACCCAACCUUGCCCCUGUGGCACCACGGCAAGCUCAGAGCAGCGACCACCUCCAGCCCAGUCUUCUACAUCCAGGAGCCUCUCGCUUCCCUCGGCUCCAUCCUUCCUCCCGCCGGGAGCACCGGGCAACGGUCGAGACCUUCGUAUUUAUUUGUGACUGGGGCGGCCACGCAGCAGCACUGGGGGCACCGGGUGAGCUGAGGAGCAAGGCUGGGCCUGGUGCCCCGCGGCAGGGACGGGGCUGGGGCAGCCGGUGCGAUGCUGCGGCACUCGCCUCCUCCUCCUCCUCCUCCUUUCCUCUUGUUUUCAAGUCAGGAGCUCUCUGUCCCCAGAGCUGAGGUGAUUUUUGUACCCGGAGCUGAACUCGCAGCUCCUGGUGGUUUUUCCACGUUCGUCUUCCCAGGGGCUCUCCCGCUCCAAUGGUGUCAGCUCCGUCCCAGCUCGGCGCAAUGCAAGAGGCUGUUGGACCUGGCAGGUCAGA